Messenger RNA from Telopea speciosissima, 1411 nucleotides. RefSeq lists its product as uncharacterized. Gene Ontology annotation, cellular component: plastid. The transcript has 10 exons. NCBI's taxonomy places the organism in Eukaryota, Viridiplantae, Streptophyta, Magnoliopsida, Proteales, Proteaceae. Bases 86 to 1396 code for a protein of 436 amino acids. The record is from RefSeq and is a predicted model, not a curated record.
GUACAAGAACCAAGAUACAACUACUUCCCAGUUCAAUCAAUCCUAACUAGCCAUCGCCCGGGGCUUGUGUGAGUUCUGGUGUUCUAUGUCCAUGGCUGCUCAUAGACUUGCGGUGAUUAUUAAGAACCCUCUGAACGAGGAUGAAUUUCUCCUUGUAAGACAGAACCGGCCGCAGAAAUUUGGGGACGACGAGUACGACUCCUAUGUUGAUUCCGAUCUCUGGGACUUGCCUUGGGCUUCAUUGACUCCUUUGGAUGGAGAAGAUUCUCAAUCUAAAGUCGUUGUGGAAGGAGCAGAAUCUUGUUUUGACAAGCUUAAUUUGCUGAAAUUCAAUGUCGAUUCGGCUCUCGACCAGAUCUAUUCACAAUUGGGUUUCCAAGGACCGAUUGGUGGGCAAUGGGCGCUCUGGAAGUAUGUAGAAGAAGCUGAUUUUGGCCCGGCGCGUCACCUUAAUACAGUCUUCAUCCUUGGGAAGUUGACAUUUGAAGCUGAAAAUGCGCAAGGGGUAUCUAUGUGGAUGUCUAUUCCAAGUUGCCUCGAGUUUCUCUUGGAAGUAAAGCCAAAUAAUGAUCGUGUGGGACCUCUAGUAGUUGUUGGGCUUCUGACUAAUUUGGCUCGAUCUAAAAUGCUAAAAGUUCCACCGGCCUUGCGCUACCAGGAGUACCCACCUGGCAUCACAAUUGUACCUAUCGAAAGUAGAACAGCAAAGCCUUUCCGUACUACAAAUUUGGUUGUAGUUGAGCCUGAUAUUGUUAGUAGUAGCAGUGUAGAUUCAAGUUUUGCUGCUUAUGGAGAUGCCCUAAUAAUGGAUCCAGGGUGUCACUCAAAAUUCCAUGCAGAGCUCAUGGAAAUUGUUGCUGCUUUGCCAAGAAAAUUGGUGGUCUUUGUUACUCAUCACCAUCAUGAUCAUGUUGAUGGUCUUUCUAUUAUCCAAAAAUGCAACCCUGAUGCAACUCUAUUGGCACAUGAAAAUACCAUGCGUCGCAUUGGAAAAGGUGAUUGGUCUCUUGGUUAUACCUCAAUAUCAGGAGGUGAAGAGAUUUGCAUCGGUGGUGAAAGAUUAAAAACAAUUUUCGCUCCGGGACAUACAGAUGGUCACAUGGCUCUGCUUCAUAUUAGUACUCACUCACUGAUUGUUGGGGAUCAUUGCGUAGGUCAAGGAAGUGCUGUCCUAGACUUCACUGCUGGUGGUAACAUGAAGGAGUAUUUCCAAACAACCUACAACUUUUUGGAGCUUUCGCCAAAUGUCAUAAUUCCGAUGCAUGGGAGAGUCAACCUAUGGCCAAAGCACAUGCUCUGUGGUUAUCUCAAGUAUGAAAUGCUACUAAUACUCAAUUUUCCUCCUUCAGUGUUGCUUAUUUUUGAAAGUAGAGAAUUUUCCCGGGCCUUUAAUUAAGAAUGUUAUAAUUGA